AUGGAAACGAUUGUUCUGGCUUCAUCCCAAACUGUUGUCCCCGGCAUUACCCGUCGCUCUGCAAAUUUCCAUCCUAGCAUUUGGGGGGACCAUUUCCUCUCAUAUGCUUCUGACUUUACGGAAAUCGACGCUCAUUCAGAGACAAAACGUCAACAACUAAAAGAAGAAGUGAAGAAGAUUUUAGGCAUAGCUGUUGAUCAGCAAUCACAACAACUCAACUUGAUUGAUGCAAUCCAGCGUCUAGGUGUAUCUUACCAUUUCGAAAGUGAAAUUGAUGCAGCUUUACAACACAUAUAUGAUGCUUGUCAUGAUUGUGAUGACAAAGACGACGAUGACCUUUACACUACAGCCCUUCGUUUUCGAUUACUUAGGCAACAAGGACAUAAUGUCUCGUGUGAUGUGUUCAAGAGAUUCAAAAACAACGAAGGGAAAUUUAAGGAAUCCCUAAUCACCGACGUUCAAGGAUUGUUAAGCUUGUAUGAAGCAACACAUAUGAGGGUCCAUAGAGAAGAUAUAUUGGAUGAAGCUCUAGCUUUUACUACCAUUCAUCUGAAGUCCUGGUUACCCCACUUGAGCAAUUCCCUUGCAGAGCAAGUCAAUCAUGCCCUACAACAACCAAUCCAUAAAGGCUUGACAAGGCUAGAGACGAGGCCUUAUAUGUCAAUUUAUCAAGAAGUCGAAUCACAUAAUCAAGUUCUUUUAUAUUUUGCAAAAUUAGAUUUUAACCGAUUGCAAAAAGUUCAUCAGAGGGAGUUGAAUAGCAUUACAAGGUGGUGGAAAGACUUAGACUUUGCUACAAAACUACCUUUUGCAAGAGACAGAUUGGUGGAGUGUUAUUUUUGGAUACUGGGAGUGUACUUUGAGCCCCAAUAUUUUCUUGCAAGGAAGAUAUUAACCAAAGUAAUUGCCAUGGCUUCCACUGUGGAUGACAUCUAUGAUGUAUAUGGGACCCCUGAAGAACUUUCACUCUUUACUGAUGCAAUCGAAAGGUGGGACAUCAAUGAAUUAGAUCAACUACCAGAGUAUAUGAGACUUUUUUAUCGUGCACUCAUAGAUGUUUACAUCGACAUGGAAGAAGAGAUGGCUAGGGAAGGCAGAUCAUACUGCAUCCACUAUGCUAAAGAAGCAAUGAAGAAAUUAAUCAGAGCAUACUUCGAAGAGGCCAAAUGGUUUAAUGAAGGCUAUGCUCCAACAAUGGAAGAGUAUAUGAAAGUCGCACUAGUUUCAAGCGGUUACAUGAUGCUUUCCACCACUUGCAUUGUUGGCAUGGGAGAACUAGCAACCAAUGAGGCCUUUGAUUGGGUGUCAAGUGAACCUCUAAUUGUAAGAGCUUCAUCAACAAUUGCCAGACUCAUGGACGAUGUGGCGGGGCACGAGGUAAGAAAGAGAAGUUGGAAUGUCUGUUUCAAACACCCUUUUAACUUUAUUGAGCAAGAGAGAGGAGACGCAGCGUCAGCUGUGGAAUGUUACAUGAAACAACAUGGUGCCUCAAAACAAGUGGCGUAUGAUGAGUUUGACAAUCUAGUUACAAAUGCAUGGAAAGAUAUAAAUCAAGAAUGCCUCCAUCCAACGGUUGUCCCGAUGCCCCUUCUUUUGCGGAUUCUCAAUAUGGCACGCGUGAUCGAUGUUGUUUACAAAGGCGAAGAUGGGUACACUAAUUCCAAAACCAAAUUAAAAAACUAUAUAAUUUCAGUGCUCAUCAAUUCGGUGGCAAUAUGAUAUUGUAUUAAGAAUUUUCUCUUGUCAUCUGUAUCAUACUUCUUCUAUAUAUUCAUUCUCUAUCCUUGUAAGCUAAUAAAAUGUAAUAUGUUUGCCUUUACAUUCAAAAGUAAUGUAAUUCCUCCUACUUUUCUUUUCUAGUAUAGAAUAGGUGAAAAUAUAUUUCUACUGUGUGUGCCGAUUUUUGCACAACAGUAGAAGUAGGAACAGAUUUCUCUCACGAUGAACUGUAG
Messenger RNA from Ilex paraguariensis (yerba mate), 1952 nucleotides. The record is from the annotation of a GenBank genome assembly. Lineage: Eukaryota; Viridiplantae; Streptophyta; Magnoliopsida; Aquifoliales; Aquifoliaceae.